CCUGCUUAUAUUAAGGUUACCUGCUGCUCCCAGCUUGUCUCCGCCACUGUAAACAGCAAACAAUUGGUAAAUAAAACUAUAGCAUUGUGUUUGUUCGGCCUAAUGAGCAGGGAUUAGGCAGAGAACCUUUCCUAUAAAUGGCCCGAACGCUUGGCCAGAAUACCCAGAUCUCUCCAGCUGUUGUUACGACCCGAGACUCAGAGAGCCGAGGGAACUUCGCCAUGAGUGGCAAGUUGCCGAGUUUGUCGUUGGUCGUGACCUCUCUACUGGUCGUGAUUCCUCACGGGUCGUUUGUAAGCCUGGGCACCUCCACCCGAUGCGUGCCUAUUCCCAAGGCGAUGGCCCUCUGCCACGACAUUGGCUACUCGGAGAUGAGGAUCCCCAACAUCCUGGAGCAUGAAACGGUGGCCGAGGUGAUCCAGCAGUCAUCCAGCUGGUUACCCUUACUGGCCAGAGAAUGUCACCCAGAUGCCAGGAUCUUCGUUUGUUCUCUGAUAGCGCCCGUGUGCCUGGACAGGUUUAUAUACCCUUGCUACAGCCUCUGUGCAGCGGUGAGGAACAGCUGUGCCCCCAUUAUGGCUUGUUACGGCUACCCAUGGCCAGAAAUUUUGAACUGUGAUAAGUUCCCUGUUGAUGAUGGCAUGUGUAUAUCCUCAAUCAGCAACAAGACAGCAUCUCACAGAAGUACAAUGCCACAAGCCAGCUGUCGAGAUUGUGAAUUGGAAGAAACUACUUCAUUCAAAGAAAUACUCAAUACGUUUUGUUCACAUGAUUUUGGUAAGUACAGUGCAUGGAAAUAAUGAAAAUUGCUUCUUAUACUAAAAUAUUUUAUUAGAAAUAUUUUUGCACCGAUAAAAGCCAAGAAUGCUGUUUGGAGAAUUUAAGGACAUAAAAAAACGGGAGCAGGAGUAACUAAAUGGAUGGUGCGGUAGCGUAGUGGUUAGCACAACACUUCACAGUACAGGCGACCAGGGU
Messenger RNA from Mobula hypostoma (lesser devil ray), 975 nucleotides. Its product is annotated as secreted frizzled-related protein 5. Bases 138 to 800 code for a protein of 220 amino acids. Lineage: Eukaryota; Metazoa; Chordata; Chondrichthyes; Myliobatiformes; Myliobatidae. Gene Ontology annotation, biological process: canonical Wnt signaling pathway; non-canonical Wnt signaling pathway. The record is from RefSeq and is a predicted model, not a curated record. The transcript has 3 exons. Gene Ontology annotation, molecular function: Wnt-protein binding.